UAAAUAUACAUAUAGAUACAGGGGCGGCCCAUUACACGUACCAACAAAUUUAACCAAGCAGUUGCCUGAAGUUUGCGACGAAAAUACUCCGUUUUUCAUAAUCGGAUUCCAGUAAUAUCUGCACGCCGAUCGGCACUCCGAAGAAACUUUUUUACUUUCACCAGGUGUACAUUGAAGCUUUUGUGAGAUAUGAUGGCUAAUCUAAUGACAUCAGCAUUAGUAUCAUCUUCACCUCAACAAAAUGUUGUUCACACAUCAGACGGUCCAGUUGCUAUACUAUGGGACAUGGAGAAUUGUCCUGUUCCGAAUGACGUACGCCCCGAAGAUGUGGCUGGUAACAUCAGAAUGGCUCUACGGAUGCAUCCUGUAAUCAAUGGGGCCGUUAAUAUGUUAUCUGCGUAUGGAGAUUUUAACGGCUUUUCUAGGCGUUUAAGAGAAGGAUGCCAAAGGACAGGUGUGAAGCUUGUAGACGUACCAAAUGGACGAAAAGACGCUGCUGAUAAAGCGAUACUAGUGGAUAUGUUUCUGUUUGCACUUGAUAAUCCUCCACCAUGUUCCAUCAUGUUGAUUUCGGGUGAUGUUGACUUUUCUCCGGCGCUUCAUGUUCUUGGUCAACGGGGGUACACUGUGAUUCUUGUGAUUCCGUCUAGGGUUGGUGUUUCGUCUGCUUUGAGUAAUGCCGGUAGUUACGUUUGGGACUGGUCUAGCGUGGUUCGCGGUGAAGGCUUUUUGCCAUCGCUAAAAUCUCAAAUAAGUGAAAACGCAGAUCCUAAAAACGAAGAGGAAGCAAUUGUAUAUAAAGGGAUCUCAAUGACGUCUCGUCCUUCAACCGAAAACAAUGAUAUGGCGUGGGUACAGCCUGGAGACUUGACUCAUUUGAAGGGUCAAUUAGUGAAGCUUCUAGAAGCUUCCAGUGGAUGUUUACUACUUAAACGUCUUCCCUGUGAAUACCAGAAAAGCUUCGGGAGACCCCUUUGUGUUUCGGAAUACGGAGAGUUAAAAAUGGUGGAUCUUUUUGCAAAAAUGAGUGAUGUUAUUUCUGUUGAAGGACAGGGUUCGAAGAGAGUUGUAUUGCUCAAGAAAUGCUUAACGAAUGCCAUAGUUAAGUAUGAUAGGAAAGGAAAGGGGAUUCGGGAAGUAUCUUCGGAUGAAUUUUCUGAAGAAGAAAGAGUAGUUGUUGAAGAACAGAAUGAGAUUAAAAAUGAGAUUUUUGAUCAGUUCAGGUAUGAACUGCAAGAGAUUCUCGUGAGUUAUUCUUGUAAGGUUUUGUUGGGUUGCUUUGAGGAUGUUUAUCAGCAACGAUACAAACGACCACUUGAGUGUCGAAGAUUUGGCGUGAAUGAUCUUGAGGAGCUAUUUGAAAAGAUGAGUGGAAUUGUAGCUUUACAAGAGGAACCGGUGAGUAAGAAGAAGUUCGUGGUGAUUGCUGGUCUGUAGGAUUCUAUGUGCUUUAAUGUGUGUUUUGUUUCAUGACCUCAUGGAAUGCCUUUCGAAUCCACUCGGUUGGGUUUGAACUGCUUAUUGGUUCGUUUUACUAUGGCUCGCUGGCUUUAGGUGAUGCGGCUGGUGGUGGUAAUGAAAGAUUGAAGCGCCAAAGCCCGUGGUUGUGUUUUAUGCAGAAGGUUAAUGUUUACUGCUACCACAUGUUCUUUUAGCUAAUGUGGAUGUGAACCCUAUAUGUGUAGUCACAGGGUGUGUAAUUUUUAUCAAUGUACAAUUUCCUUUGUGUGAGCUACAGUUAAUUAGAGAAAGUGCUUGUUUUCACCAGGAAAUAUAGUUUAUGUUUUUCUUCA
This is a messenger RNA of Helianthus annuus (common sunflower), 1793 nucleotides long. RefSeq lists its product as uncharacterized. Lineage: Eukaryota; Viridiplantae; Streptophyta; Magnoliopsida; Asterales; Asteraceae. Gene Ontology annotation, molecular function: RNA nuclease activity. The transcript has 2 exons. The coding region runs from base 190 to 1437 and encodes 415 amino acids. Gene Ontology annotation, cellular component: peroxisome. The record is from RefSeq and is a predicted model, not a curated record. Gene Ontology annotation, biological process: regulation of gene expression.